CCCCGCCCGCAGCCUGCGCCGGGCCUGCGCUUGCUCCUGACCUUCGGCAGGGCUGCUGAGGGCCGGGCCCUGCUGGGCCGAGCCGAGCCGAGCCGGGCCGGGCCAAACCGAGCCGAACCGGGCCGAGGAGGGCAGGGCUGAGCCGUGCCGAGCCGUGCCGGGGGUCCCGGCUGCGGGGAGGGGCGAGGCGCGGUGGCGGGCGCCCCGCGUCAGGCGUGAGGGAAGAUGUCGGCGCCCAACAUGCAGGAGAGGAAGGCGUGCUGGGGGGCGAGGGACGACUUCUGGAGCUGCCUGGAGGCGCAGGGGGAGGACGCGGCGCGGUGCCAGGAGCUGCGGCUGGCCUUCGAGGCACGCUGCCCCCAGCAGUGGGUUAAAUACUUUGACAAAAGAAGAGACUUUUUAAAAUACAAAAAGAAGCUUGAAGCAGAAGGGUUUCAUCCUCCAGAAACUGCUGGGAAGGCUUAAGUACUCUGCUUUCAAAGUAUAGCUGAUGAGAAUAAAGCUGUGGAAGGAAGAUGCGUGAGAAAGCAACAGAACCUGCUUUAGUGCAAGAACUCGAGGUCAAGAACUGCUUAACCUGUCUUCCUAAAAUGCAGGCCACUGUUCUUGUUACGGGGUCUCACGUCUGCUGAAAAAAGGAUGGUCAUGGACAAUCAUGGACAACUUGAGUCAAAGUAGCAUGGUGCUGGGCUGUUGGCAAAUCUGAGGCUUUGACUGUGUAAUGACAGUCAUUGUUUCACAAGAAUAAAUAAAUGAUUAUAUGAUAGCACCAUGUACAUAUUCUAAAAAGAAUAAAAGUGGUUUUCAGCAAGUGAGCUCACUUUUCUUGAAAAAGCUUUUCCAACUUUACUACCAUAUCAAAAGCCAGGGGAGGGUGGUUUAUGUAAUCUGCAUUUAUCAUUGGCCAAGUGUUUCGAAGUAUUUUAAAAUAUACUCACUUUCCAACAGUAGCCAUCAAAAAGCCUAAUGUAUCCUGUGUAUAUGAUACAUAAGCUAUGUAUUUUUCUUAAGAAAGAGUAAUGAUUGUUGUUAGCUGUAACAGGUGGUUUCCAAUCAGUAUCUGUUGUAAGCAGGGCAGUUAUUUAUCACACAUUAUGGAACUUUCAUGUAAUUUAGAAUUAAUUACCUUACUGAAGCACUGAAGCAACUCCAUUAAAAAUACCUACCAAGGUUUAUAGCAGGGCCAGUAAGCUUGACUAUGAAGGACACUCCAAUGAGGGACAGCACAAGACAUUUGUGAAAGACUGGAUUCCAUAUAUAUUUUGAAAGUUAAAUUUACUUACACUACCUGGUACUGGAAGCAUUAAGCACUACUCAUACUAAGAGAAUUUUUGGUUGUUGUAAGUGGAGGGCAUGUGGUCAGUUUCAAAUAUGGCUGUCAAUCAAAAAUAACCACAGUAAAAAUCCUCUGUUUUGAA
Molecule: messenger RNA, 1418 nt
Organism: Anas platyrhynchos (mallard)
Lineage: Eukaryota; Metazoa; Chordata; Aves; Anseriformes; Anatidae
Gene: COA6
Product: cytochrome c oxidase assembly factor 6
Biological process (GO): mitochondrial ATP synthesis coupled electron transport; respiratory chain complex IV assembly
Cellular component (GO): mitochondrion
Source: RefSeq, a predicted model, not a curated record